CCUCUGAAGAGACCUAUAGUUGGAGGGGAGGGCGCUCAUCAGGCUGGCAUUGCAAACCUGAGCUAGAGGCCGUGCCUGGCGUCCAGCCUCUCGCUUCUCCGGCUCGUGCGCGCCACGAUAAUCUCACUGGGCGCCGACGCCAUGCCGUGGCGCCUUGUGCUUUAUAUUGCUGCCCCCCCGUGUCAUCCAGCGUCUUCUCGAUCGAGGGGAAUUAGGGAGAUUAAUUAAUUAGUUAGCUAGUAAAUCCGGCCGCAGAGCUCUUACUACGCAAUUCUAGCUAGGUUGGUAGCAAGCGGCGGCCUGCUGCAGCCAGAGGCUAGCCGGCGGCGCGCGGCGACGAUGAAGAACCAGGAGGACCUCGAGUUGCCGCUGCUGCCCGACGGCGAGCCGGCGCCGGCCGACGCCAAGGGCAGCGCGUACGCGCUCGUCUGCGCCCUCCUCGCCUCCCUCACCUCCAUCAUCUACGGCUACAACCGCGGCGUGAUGAGCGGGGCGCAGAAGUUCGUGCAGGCAGACCUGGGCGUCACCGACGGGCAGCUGGAGGUGCUCAUCGGCGCCACCAGCGUCUACUCGCUCGUCGGCUCUCUGGCAGCGGGGUGGACGUGCGACCGCGCGGGCCGGCGCCGCGCCGUCGCGCUCGCCGCGGCCAUGUUCCUGGCGGGCUCCGCCGCCACCGCCGCCGCCAACGGGUACGCCGCGCUCAUGGCGGGGCAGCUCGUCGCCGGCGUCGCCUGCGGGUUCGGCCUCGUCGUCGCGCCCGUCUACAUCGCCGAGAUCGCGCCCGCGGGCUCGCGAGGGUUCCUCUCCUCCAUCCCCGAGAUCGCCGGCAACUCGGGCAUCCUGCUCAGCUACGUCGCCGACAUGGCGCUCGCGGGCCUCCCCGCGACGCUCAACUGGCGCCUCAUGAUCGGCAUCGGCGCCAUCCCGCCGCUGUUCCUCGCGGCCGCCGCGGUGCUGGCCAUGCCGGAGACGCCGCGCUGGCUGGUCCCCCACGGGCAACCCGAGGAGGCCCGGCGCGUGCUGGCGCGCACCUCGGGGGACGCCGACCGCCGGCUCCAGGAGAUCGCGGCCUCCGUCCGGGAGGCGUCCAAGGGCGCCGGCGGCGAGCCGGCUGCGGGCGUGUGGCGCGACCUCCUGGUCCGACCCACCCCGGCCGUGCGGCGCGUGAUGGUCGCCAUCCUCGGCCUGCAGGUGUUCCAGCAGGCGUGCGGCGUGGCGGCGAUGGUCCUGUACGCGCCGCGGGUGUUCAGCCACGUCGGCAUCACCUCCGACCGCGCGGUGCUCGGCGCCACGGUCCUCCUCGGCGCCGCCAAGACGGUGGCCAUCGUGGUCCCGCUCUUCCUCGCCGACCGCCUCGGGCGCCGGCCGAUGCUGCUCGCCAGCGCGGGGGGCAUGGCCGCGUCGCUCCUGGUCCUCGGCCUCUCGGUGCGCGCGCCGCCGGCCUCCGCCACCGGGUGGGCGGCGGCGACGUGCGUGGCCGCGGCGGCGGCGUUCAUGGCGACGUUCUCGCUGGGGUUCGGGCCGGUGAUCUGGAUGUACGGGUCGGAGAUUCUUCCGCUGCGGCUGCGCGCGCAGGGCACCGGCAUCGGGACGGCGGUGAACCGGGUGAUGAGCGCGGCGGUGGGGAUGACCUUCAUCUCGCUCUACGAGGCGGUCGGCAUGGCCGGGACCUUCUACAUGUUCGCGGCGGCCUCGGCGGCGGCGUGGGUGUUCGUCUACGCGUGCCUGCCGGAGACCAAGGGGAGGAGCCUCGAGGAGAUGGAGGCGCUCUUCGACGCCGGUGCUAACCAGCCCUCGCCACCGCCGACGCUGUCGUGAUCCGUCCGGACAGAGGCAGCGAGUAGGCAUCGUGUUCGUGUCGCUCGCUAGCGCCGCAGAAGCUGGUAAGGAUGUAAGAUUGGUUAACCGAAAGGUUGGGUGUUGGCUAGUAUAAUUGUUACUACUAGUACAGUAGUAGCACUCCAGCAUUUUGUUUUGUUGAUGUGUAGUUUUGCAAUUUUGAAUGGGAAUGAAUGAUUGAUUCUUGGGAGUUGGGAGUUGUGUGUGUGUUUGUUGCUGCUGCUCUCACAAGAGGGCUGCUUGGAGUGACCCGGCAGCCACAUGGCUAAUUUUCAGUAACGCGGAAUCCAGAGUGCCCAUUUUUAAGUGA
This is a messenger RNA of Panicum virgatum (switchgrass), 2149 nucleotides long. RefSeq names its product polyol transporter 5-like. Lineage: Eukaryota; Viridiplantae; Streptophyta; Magnoliopsida; Poales; Poaceae. Bases 340 to 1818 code for a protein of 492 amino acids. The record is from RefSeq and is a predicted model, not a curated record. Gene Ontology annotation, biological process: transmembrane transport. The transcript has 3 exons. Gene Ontology annotation, molecular function: carbohydrate transmembrane transporter activity. Gene Ontology annotation, cellular component: membrane.